This is a messenger RNA of Neodiprion fabricii, 5515 nucleotides long. RefSeq lists its product as uncharacterized. Lineage: Eukaryota; Metazoa; Arthropoda; Insecta; Hymenoptera; Diprionidae. The coding region runs from base 1209 to 4352 and encodes 1047 amino acids. The record is from RefSeq and is a predicted model, not a curated record. The transcript is spliced from 17 exons. Gene Ontology annotation, molecular function: heme binding; oxidoreductase activity, acting on paired donors, with incorporation or reduction of molecular oxygen; monooxygenase activity.
GAAUUUUUUGGACUCGGUUAUGCAGUUGAUGAACAAAGGUUACAUAAAAAAUGACGAUGAGAGGUCAUCAGCGGCCGUACCAGGUAAAAAUAAUAAACUUUUCGUAAUUGAUGAACUCCAAGAUUCUUUAAAGACGCAGUGAUUUCCAUAUCACUGUAGAUCAACAUUCUAAGAAUUUUGUCUCACCCAAGAUGAUCGCGAGGAAAAAAUCACAAUGCUCCAGGGAGCCGCGCAGACUUAUAUCUUUUGGGUUGACGGCUUCGACACGUCAUCAUCAACGAUGACGCAUUGCCUCUACGAGUUGGCACUGCAUCGAGAGAUCCAGGACAAAUUGGCCGAAGAAAUCAACGACAUCCUUGAAGAAUUCGGAAGCCUUUCCUACCAGAGUGUGAAGGCGAUACCGUAUCUUCACAAAGUUGUUUCCGGUGUACCAUCAAUUUUUUCUUCACCAUCUACGCAGAAACACUGAGAAAGUACCCGGUCACUCCGAUACUCAACAGAGAGUGCAUCGAAGAAAUUGAGUUACCGGGGACCGGGCACCGAAUUACAAAGGGAACUCCAUUGAUCAUUCCUGUUUUUGGACUCCAUUCGCACCCCGAAAUAUAUCCAGAACCAGAAAAAUUCAACCCCGAAAAAUUCAGCGAGGAGAAUAUCGCCCAGAAAUAUCAGUACGCUUAAUUACCGUUUGGUGAAGGGCCGUGGAAUUGCAUUGACUAAAGUUGGACUCGUCAGCUUGCUGUCCAAGUAUCGCUUCACAUUAGGCCCGGGUGUGAAAGUACCUCUGAUGAUAGUCAAGACUAACUUUGUCCAGGUUCCCGCAAACGGAGUGACACUCCGAAUCCAAAUGCGAUAAUACCGUGCAGUAGUAGAGACCUGAUAUUUAAUCGUGACUACAACGAACAGAUUUCAUUCACCAGCCUGAGCGAGAAAGAAAUAGAAAAAGUAAGAAAGACUGUGGUCAGAUUAGAUUGUAACGGAGUUAGGUUGACCUUGUAGAUGCGGAUAUAUUACCAGUCGCAUCAUGGAUUCUCCAAGUAUGUAACAUGCAAAUGCAUAUACUAAAGUCGUAAAUAUGGAAAUCAGUAAGUAUAGCUUAGGCCAUGGAUACCAACACGAAAAAAGGAGUGUAUAAAGUGGCCGAACUAACUUGAGGUGGUCGUAUCAGCAGUCACAGCUCGACGUCAAUUGGAAUCUUGCAUUAUAAAAACAUGGGGAAUCACUUGGAAUAUCUGCUCGUUGAACUAUUCGGAUUGACAAUCGCUGUGGUCGGUGGUGUGUACAUCUAUCUGCAAUAUGUGACCUACAAUUACUGGCAUUCGAGAAACGUUGAUUACGUCAAGCCAAUAAUUGUCCCAUUUGGAAGCUUGUGGCCCGUAUUAUCAGUCCAGACUUCGCUUGCCGAAUUCCUUCGCGAAACGUACAUGAAAUUCAAAAACAGCCGAGUCGUCGGUAUCUACACGUUUUACAGGCCCAUGCUUGUCGUAAACGAUCCGGAGCUGAUACGUUUCAUUCUGACGAAGGAGUUUUCCCACUUUCAUGACCGUGGCUUAUACAUAAACGAGAAAGCCGAUCCUGUUCUUGGGAAUCUCUUUUUGGUACCAGGGGCGAAAUGGAAGCAUCUGAGGACCAAGUUUACUCCGACCUUCACUGCAAGCAAGAUGAAGCAAAUGUUUUUCACCAUCAAAAACUGUUCCGAUACUCUGGCUUCCUCCGUUUUGAGUACAGCCAGCAAAUCUGAACUUAUCGAGGUCAAGGAUCUGAUGGCAAGGUUUUCCACUGACGUGAUCGCGUCAGCAGCCUUCGGCGUCCAGUGCAACAGCAUCGAGAAUCCAGAUGCAGAGUUCCGGAAGUGGGGCAGAAAGGUCUUCGAGCCAAGACCAUUGAGAAACGCGCUUGCGAUAAUGUUCCCGAGCAUCAUGCAUCUCCUCAACAUCCGAGUAAUCGACCAGGAAAUAUCCAACUUUUUCAUAAACGCUUUCAAGGAGACGGUGCAGUACAGAACGGCCAACAACGUGGCUAGGAAGGACUUUUUGGGUCUGGUUAUGCAACUCAUCGACAAGGGCUACUUACAAAGUGACGAAAAUACGGAAUCGGUUGACACAACGUCGGAUGCCGACAAAGUGAAGAUUACAAUGUUGGAAGGAGCUGCUCAAGCCUUUGUGUUCUGGCUGGCCGGCUUUGAGACGUCUUCAACAACGGCAACCUACUGCCUUUACGAAAUGGCACUGAAUCCUGAUAUCCAAGAAAAAGUUGCCGAGGAGAUAAACACCGUGUUGGUCAAGUUUGGGGGCAUAAAUUACGAAAGCAUCAAGGAGAUGCACUAUCUUCACAAAGUUGUGUCCGAAACGCUGAGGAAGUAUCCUUCGCUUCCGGUUCUCAACAGAGAGUGUACCAAGGAUAUUGAACUUCCUGAUACCGGACUUUGCGUCACAAAGGGAACUCCGAUUCUCAUUCCCGUAUUGGGGCUUCACCGAGAUCCCGAAAUUUAUCCAAGCCCGGAGAAAUUCGACCCCGAAAGAUUCACCGAAGAGAACAUCGCCAAGAGGCACCAGUUCUCUUAUUUGGCAUUCGGCGAGGGGCCCAGAAACUGUAUUGGCAUGAGGUUCGGUUUGAUUCAGACGAAGGUUGGCCUCGUCAGCCUACUCUCCAGAUACCGAUUCAAGCCAAGUCCGAACUUGAAAGUACCGAUCGAACUGGACAAGGGGAACUUUGUUCUUAGUCCGAAAGGAGGAGUGAAACUUCGAAUCGAAAAACGAUCUGUAAUAUUUACGGUUAUGUUGGCUGCAAUUAAUUCUCCAGUGUCUAUCAUGAUGGUGUUUUUCACGGACAACUAUCUUCUCCAAAUUCUUGGUGUGAUAAUUGCAAUAAUCGGUGCCGCCUACAUGUACCUAAAACACAUCGUCUACAAUUACUGGAGUUCGAGAGGGAUUAUUCAGGGUGAAACAACAGUACCGUUCGGCAACUUGUUACCGGUCCUCAUGUCCAAGCAGUCAAUCGGUGAAAUGCUGCGCGACGGGUACGACCGAUUUAAGAGCAAACGCGUCUUCGGUAUCUAUUCAUUCCAUAGACCAACCCUGGUAAUCUGUGACCCAGACCUGAUCCGCUUCGUGCUGACAAAGGAGUUCACAAAAUUUCACGACCGCGGAAUGUACGUAAACGAGGAAGUGGACCCGAUGUCGUCCCACCUUUUCCUACUUGGUGGUGUGAGGUGGAAAAAGAUGAGGGCAAAGUUAUUGUCAACGUUCACGUCCGUUAAAAUGAAGAACUAUUUCGGCGCGGUUAAGGAUUGCACUGAUAAUCUCGUCCGGUGCGUUGCCGAUGAAGUGGAGAAGAGCGAUCUCGUUGAAGUGAAGGACAUCAUGGCCAGGUUCACCACUGACGUCAUCGCCUCCAUCGCGUUCGGAAUAAACGGCAACAGUCUGCAGAACCCACAUUCUGAGUUUCUUUUUUGGGGUCGUAAGACGUUGGAGCCAAAUCCAAUCAGAAACACGCUGCUGUCAGCGUGCCCACCGAUUUUGAAGCUGCUGAAUCUCAGCACAACCGACAAAGGAGCUUCAGACUUCUUUAUGAAAACGUUCAAGGACAUGGUGGCGUAUAGAAAGUCUGCUAAAGUGGUGAGAAAUGACUUUAUGGACCUGCUUAUGCAGCUGAUGGAUAAGGGCUAUGUCCAGGUUGACGACGGCAAGGACACCCAGGGCUCAGAGGAAACUGGUGGACGGAUCACUGUCGAGGAAGGAGCUGCUCAAUCCUUCGUCUUCUGGUUAGCCGGAUUCGAAACUUCGUCAACAACGGCAACCUACUGCCUCUACGAAAUGGCACUGAAUCCUGAAAUCCAGGAGAAAGUUGCCGAGGAAAUAAACAGCGUCCUCAAACAGUUCGGGGGAAUAACUUACGAGAGUAUCGCAAAGAUGGUUUACCUUCACAAAGUUGUUUCUGAGACCCUAAGGAAGUAUCCUAUCGUUCCGCAACUCAACAGGGAGUGCAAUCAGGACGUUGACUUGCCCAAUAGCGGCUUCAACGUUCCGGCGGGUACCCCGAUAUUCAUUCCGGUGUUUGGCAUCCACAGGGAUCCAAAAUUUUACCCUGAGCCAGAGAAAUUCGACCCGGAACGUUUCAGCGAUGAGAAUAUCGCCAAGCGGCACCGUUACGCUUAUCUACCUUUUGGCGAAGGGCCUAGAACUUGCAUCGGAAUGAGAUUCGGCUAUCUUCAGACGAAAAUGGGCCUCAUUGUCCUGCUUGCAAAGUAUCGCUUCAAGCCCGCUCCGGAUAUGAAAGUACCUCUGCCUCUGGAUAAAGGAAAGUUGUUGCAUGGACCCAUAGGCGGAGUAACGCUUCUGCUCGAAGAAAGAUAGUGGAGGAUGAAACAAUAUUUGUCCGACUGUAGUAACGAGAUGUUUACUUCGUUUAAUUAACUUUGGAUAGACUGGGCCGCGUGCUGCCACUUGACGAUAACAACUGUCCAUAUGGACAUGCGUCUCGAUUUUCCUUUUUCUCCUUGCUCAGUGAGAGAAAAAAAAUGUUCAGCAACUAUUGUGGAACGUUGACGUCUGUGUAUAAAUCUGAAACUAUAAUUUAAUCGAUACGCAGAUUAUAAAGAAUAAGUGAUAUUGAUUGUUGAAACGUUUGAUCAACUUACAUUUUCACUGUUAGAACUUUCCAAAACAAUUGUAAUGUCAGGAAGCACGUUAGAAAACUGCACGCUAAAGAAUGAACUCUAAGGAGCGAUGCAGUAGGCAAGGGAGGAGUACAAAAAUGCGAAGGACCAAAAAGUCGACGAAACGAAAUCCUGAAAGUCAAACCACCAACAAUUAAAAACGUAGAGAAACAACAAAUACGAAAAGAUGACUGGUAGAAAAAUAAAAAUUGACAACGCAAAAAUGCAUAAAGAAAGUUGUAGCGCAAUUUUUUUGUUUUUGAGUAUGGCCAAGAUUGCGAAUGGCAAAUAACAUGAGUCAUGUCUUUGUACGAGAGUUAAAUUAUUGUGGCGAGUUUUGGUCUUCCGUAAAUAAAUAAUGGCCAUCCUAAAUCCGACCCAUAACGGUAUGUGUUUCCUCGAGUACUCGUCGAAUAAAUUGUUUCAUAACGUUAUCGAAACUAUGCAGAAUGUAUUUUACGACCAUUACUUAGUUAUGAUAAUUACUUCUUAUUUCAUACUGUAUAAUAGGCUGCAUCUUCAGCGAGUUGACUGUGCGAACUGGCAGGAAGCAAAUAUCAUACGUAUACUUAUAUCCAGAAUAUUGAUGCUCGUGUAAUAUCAGAUAACACUGUAAUCUUCGAGAAAUUGACGCGUUCUAUCAAAGUCAGAAUUUAUAAAACUUGAAGAAAUUCUGGAGCUUUUUUCGAAUAAAUAUAGCGAAAGCAUAUUGCUGAAUUAAACAUAAGAAAUGACGUUACAAACAGCUUUAUAAUCUAAGACCAUCAUGCGGAACUCCAUUCAUAAUAUUGGUAAUGAAUAACGCAUCAAUUUUUUUAAAUGCUCCAAAUUUCUUGCAACACGGUAUGAAACUGACACAUU